AUGACAGAGGAUAAAACGGAUGCUAGACAACGAGCUUCUAGAUCUGCUACAAUGAAUAUAGUUUAUGGCAGUAUAGAAUUUGAGAUUUCAAAAGAUGUUGAUGAUCCGGAUGUAACUUGUGUUGAGAAAAAGAAAAAGGGAUAUAAUGUUGGGAAGUAUUGCGUAAUUCUAACAAAGGAACUAGAUCCGAUUCUUGGUAAGGAAUGCCUUCAGGAGUAUAAAUGCUAUACACAUUCCAAGCCGAGAGAUUUGGAUCCUGUAAACUACUACUUCUACACAUCGUACAACAGAUUUUUUCAAAAUGGGAUCAAAAUAGACCCAAAGUCUUUCAAAAGUCUCUCGGUCUACUACUUUACCCAUGAUACAAAGAACACAACACCCCUGUUCGUAGAAGUGAAUCAAAAGAGAAAGGAGUAUUACAAUCCAACUUCAACCGAUGUCUGGAUAAAUAUUGGUAAACUGAAAGGUUCAAAACUUGACAAACGAUUUAGGAAAAUAGUAAAGAAUAUAGAUACAUAUCCAGUUGUAGUGAAUGUGGAUUACACAAAUGGAUACUAUAUAAAUGGAUAUGAGGAAGAUAACUACAUUAGACAGUCGAAAAUACCUCGCAUUACCGUAAAAUACACUAAGAAUAUUCCAUAUGGAUACACAAUGAGCAUCCAUACUAUUUAUUCUCAGGUGUAUGUAUCAGGUGCAAACCAAUUGAAGUAUAUGAAAGUACUUUAUACACUCCACAAGGGACAAAAAAUAAUUUUUCAAACGGAUAUUCCUUCACCAACCUACAACGAAGUCAGAGUCUAUUACUGGUCUUUAAACCUUGAACAACCUCUGAUUCUACAGGUUGGAUAUGAUUUUUACUAUAUGAACGGAGACUAUUGGAUUUAUUUUAGCUAUAUUAAUGAAAGAACAUUAUCCAACUACCUAGAUUCUGCAAAUUGUAUGUUUAACAGCGCCCAUAUUUUUGAUAUGAAUAAAUUUGCAAAAUAUAAGUGCGUGAGUUGUUUUUUAAAGGACAUAUUUGUUGAGAGAAUAACAGAUAAGACCACAAACUGCGUAAAAUUCACCCAUAAACUGGAAGAGAAAUAUUCAUUCAACAAAAUAGAGAACCGCUCUAAAUUACAAAAGGGAUUACAAGGCGCUCUAAACGUAUCAGAAGUUUCUAUUUACUAUGACUGUGGAAAACCAACCCUCAUUGAAAUUAAUUCCGCCGCUAAAAAGUUAACAUAUGAGAGAAAUAAGGAGAAACAGAAUGAAUGGAAUACUGUAGAAAGCUCAAAUACCACUUGUGAAUGCAAGAAGACUCCUGAAGUAAAACCCAAAGAAUCCAAAGAAACAAAGCUUUUCGAUACCCUUGACAGCCUCAUAUACAGCAGUGUAGCGCUUACACUAGACAUAACAGAGAUAACAGACAAAGUGGUCACAGAAUUAGGACAUCCAAUCAUUACAACAACUGUAGCCUUGGUAAAUGAAUCAUUGAAAAGUGACCAAAACUUAGUUUAUGACCCUGGUGGAACCACAGAUUCAGGAACUGGCGAAUCCCAAUCAGCAAUCACCGAAACAAAUAACCCCGCAACUAUUAUAAAAAUUGUAGUUGGAGGAGUUAGUGGCUCUAUAAUCGCUUUACUGGGAGGCCUUGAAACUCUUGCAUUUUUUAAAUAUCCAAAUAAAAGCGUCAUAAGAUCACUAGUUGGCAUGUUCAACAAGUCGCUAGACUACAAACCUUUAGAACAACUGAAUGGCCUGAUAUUCUUGGGGACCCAAAAUUUGGGAACCUCUGUAACUCAUUUCUAUCAAAACAUUCCAAAGAAUGUAGUAUGA
Theileria equi strain WA is the source of this 1818-nucleotide messenger RNA. RefSeq lists its product as hypothetical. The coding region runs from base 1 to 1818 and encodes 605 amino acids. The transcript has a single exon. The record is from RefSeq and is a predicted model, not a curated record. NCBI's taxonomy places the organism in Eukaryota, Apicomplexa, Aconoidasida, Piroplasmida, Theileriidae.